AGUAGUCAGUAGAGUGCUGCUGCUAGAGCGCUGUGCAGGGAGAAGGAGGAUUGUUGCGGAGCAGUUGUAUGUACGGUUGAACUUGUCCCACAACAUCAUGGCCGCUCAGAAGAAAGACGUGACUUACUACACGCUAGAUGAGAUUCAGAAGCACAAUGACAGCAAGAGCACCUGGAUCAUCAUCCACCAUAAAGUGUACGAUGUCACCCGGUUCUUGGAGGAGCAUCCGGGCGGAGAGGAAGUUCUACGCGAACAAGCUGGAGGAGAUGCAACAGAGACCUUUGAAGAUAUUGGGCAUUCCACUGAUGCCAGAAAUAUGUCUAAAGAUUUUAUUAUAGGAGAACUUCAUCCAGAUGAUAGACACAAAAUCCAGAAGCCUGUGGAUACCUAUAUUACCACUUCUGAUUCUGAUUCAAGCUGGUGGAGUAAUUGGAUUAUCCCUGCUAUAUCGGCUGCUGUUGUUGCCUUGAUGUAUCGUUUCUACAUAGCAGAAGCAGAAGAAUAAAUACAAUCAGAAGGAAAUACACAACAAUUAUGUUCCAGACCUUAACAUAUGAUCAUCAUUUUUUACAAUGGCCAAACAUUGUUAUUUAAUGUUUGAGCUGUGCGCAGUGUUCCUCCAACUUCAGUCUUUAAUAUUCCCACAUAUAUUAUAUUCACUUUUUAAUCCAAAUUAUAUUAAUCUGUGAAAAUGACUGGAUGAAUUAAAAUGUAUUUAUAGAGAACUUGAUGACUAAAAAUGGGCAACUUCAGUUGUCUUUCUCUUGCUUUCCUGUUUGUUUUCCUUUACUGUGUUGUAAUUCUUUAGCCACUUUCUUUACAUCAACAUUUUAGGUGGCAUCCUUUUAGCCCUGAUGCCAUUUCGGAUGUUAAAAAAUGACCAGAUAUCGCUAAUAAUGACUGAUGGUCAUUAUCACUGUAUCUAAGUAGAGGCUAUUUUCAACGGCAGAAAUUGGACCUGCGAUCACAUGAAAACACGUGGAAUCGGAGAUAAAUCCCCGAUCCCAUGAAUUAUCACUUCCGCAGGUCACUUAUCGGAAAUUAUGCUCAGGCACCCAAAGCAUAAUCCCUGAUAGGUGCUGGCAUUGGGGCUAAUAGGAUAGUCCCUGGCAAUCCUAUUAGCAGCAGUAAAGUACCGCUGCUAAUAGGAUAGCGCCCUAUGUCUUUUGCUCAUUUAUUUUCAGCGAAUAAGGCCUUUGUGUUAAACAAUUUGCUCCUUUAAAUCACUAAAUGAUGCAUAGAUUAUGUUGAUUCCUGUAACAUAUUAUGCUGUUCAAAUAGCCAAAGAUAACCCAGCUAAAGCUUUUAAUUAAUGAGCAACUAUUGUGAUAAUCUUCAUUAUAAUGGUUCUAAAUGGACUACCUAAACAGUGUAAAAUCAAUUACUAAUCAUGGUUUUGAUGGUUAAACAUGUAUCAAGUAUUGUAUAUGCUAAAGUUGAUUAUCUAAAUGUCUGUAUGAAGAACAAAACAUAAUAGAGAGUACAUUAGAAAGCACAGAACUCUGUGUUCAAACUACUCUCUUAGGUGUUUGACUGAAUAGCUGAUAGUGUUCAGUGUAAUGUUAUUUAUGCAAAGCAGAGCAGAAUUAAGUCAAGGGUGUAUUAUUACACAGUGUCUGAUUUGUGCUUUCAUAGGAAAUAUAGGUAGGAAAAAAGAGUUGAUGUGUCGGUAUUCCAGAAUUUAAGUUUAAUUAAAACUAGCACUACAAACUUAAAAAAUAUCUCACUAAAAUGUGUAUUCUGUACUGUUUGCACUUAACAUUAACAUUAUUUUCUUCACCGCUGUAUGGAAUCAUGCAAGACAAAAUAAAUAACUUCCUAUAUCUGGUCAUUUUCAGCUUAUAUGAUUCAUUGUGGAAGAAAAGAAAAUGGUUAUCAUUUCCAUGAAUCCCUUUUUCCAUUUUACCUGAUUUGUAUGUAUGAUAUCCAUGCUAGGUUAUCUAGACCUAUAAAGGGGUACUUAUUCCACUGCAAUGUUUGAUAAUGAUUUAGUCAGCAUUGGUAACUUUGGGAGCCAGUGCAAUGCUACUUUGUGACCAUUUUUCCAUUGCUACUAUUGCAGCUUGCGUGACCAGCAUAUCUUUCAGGGUCCAGCAGUAUGCCAGUAAAUUAAUAUUAAUUGUUCCAACCAUGCACUCUAACUUUGUACCCUGUAAUGUUACUUAUUAUGAUGCAUGCAUAUCAAGUGGUGUGGCACUGUUUUUUAAGGUAUCCGGAUAAAGCUUCCAUAUGGAUUUUCUAUUUUGAAUUUACAGCAACAUUGAUUUAGUAGUAAUUUUAUACUCUGAAGCAAUUUUAAGGGGAAUUUUUGUUUCUCCAUUUUUUUCUAUUUGGUAUAAUUUGUUCAUUAUGCAAUUAAACUGAUAAAACAAUGGUAUUAUUUUUGA
Pseudophryne corroboree (corroboree frog) is the source of this 2387-nucleotide messenger RNA. RefSeq names its product cytochrome b5. Gene Ontology annotation, molecular function: heme binding. The record is from RefSeq and is a predicted model, not a curated record. Lineage: Eukaryota; Metazoa; Chordata; Amphibia; Anura; Myobatrachidae. Gene Ontology annotation, cellular component: intracellular membrane-bounded organelle; membrane. Bases 98 to 505 code for a protein of 135 amino acids. The transcript has 5 exons.